This is a messenger RNA of Macaca mulatta (Rhesus monkey), 1418 nucleotides long. RefSeq names its product pelota mRNA surveillance and ribosome rescue factor (gene PELO). The record is from RefSeq and is marked validated. Lineage: Eukaryota; Metazoa; Chordata; Mammalia; Primates; Cercopithecidae. Gene Ontology annotation, cellular component: cytoplasm. Gene Ontology annotation, biological process: nuclear-transcribed mRNA catabolic process, non-stop decay; nuclear-transcribed mRNA catabolic process, no-go decay; RNA surveillance.
CCUCUCCGGGGCGGAGGUGAGGACCUCCUUGGUUCCUGUAGUUCUGUCAGUGAGCCCCUUCCUUGGUCAUGAAGCUCGUGAGGAAGAACAUCGAGAAGGAUAAUGCAGGCCAGGUGACCCUGGUCCCCGAGGAACCUGAGGACAUGUGGCACACUUACAACCUCGUGCAAGUGGGCGACAGCCUGCGCGCCUCCACCAUCCGCAAGGUACAGACCGAGUCCUCCACGGGCAGCGUGGGCAGCAAUCGGGUCCGCACUACCCUCACUCUCUGCGUGGAGGCCAUCGACUUCGACUCUCAAGCCUGCCAGCUGCGGGUUAAGGGGACCAACAUCCAAGAGAAUGAGUAUGUCAAGAUGGGGGCUUACCACACUAUCGAGCUGGAGCCCAACCGCCAGUUCACCCUAGCCAAGAAACAGUGGGAUAGUGUGGUUCUGGAGCGCAUCGAGCAGGCCUGUGACCCAGCCUGGAGCGCUGAUGUGGCAGCUGUGGUCAUGCAGGAAGGCCUCGCCCAUAUCUGCUUAGUCACUCCCAGCAUGACCCUCACUCGGGCCAAGGUGGAGGUGAACAUCCCUAGGAAAAGGAAAGGCAAUUGCUCUCAGCAUGACCGGGCCUUGGAGCGGUUCUAUGAACAGGUGGUCCAGGCUAUCCAGCGCCACAUACACUUUGAUGUUGUAAAGUGCAUCCUGGUGGCCAGCCCAGGAUUUGUGAGGGAGCAGUUCUGCGACUACAUGUUUCAACAAGCAGUGAAGACCGACAACAAACUGCUCCUGGAAAACCGGUCCAAAUUUCUUCAGGUACAUGCCUCCUCCGGACACAAGUACUCCCUGAAAGAGGCCCUUUGUGACCCUACUGUAGCUAGCCGCCUUUCAGACACUAAAGCUGCUGGGGAAGUCAAGGCCUUGGAUGACUUCUAUAAAAUGUUACAACAUGAACCGGAUCGAGCUUUCUAUGGACUCAAGCAGGUGGAGAAGGCCAAUGAAGCCAUGGCAAUUGACACAUUGCUCAUCAGCGAUGAGCUCUUCAGGCAUCAGGAUGUAGCCACACGGAGCCGGUAUGUGAGGCUGGUGGACAGUGUGAAAGAGAAUGCAGGCACCGUUAGGAUAUUCUCUAGUCUUCACGUUUCUGGGGAACAGCUCAGCCAGUUGACUGGGGUAGCUGCCAUUCUCCGCUUCCCUGUUCCCGAACUCUCUGACCAAGAGGAUGAUUCCAGUUCUGAAGAGGAUUAAUGAUUGAAACUUAAAACUGAGACAAUCUUGUGUCUCCUAAACUGUUACAGUACAUUUCUCAGCUUCCUUGUGACAGAAAGCUGCAAGAAUGGCACUUUUUUAUUCAUACAGGGAUUUCUUAUGUAUUUGGCUACACUAGAUAUUUUGUGAUUGCCAGAACAUGUAUUUAAACAAUAAACUAAAAGGAAAUAA